Lactuca virosa is the source of this 1792-nucleotide messenger RNA. NCBI's taxonomy places the organism in Eukaryota, Viridiplantae, Streptophyta, Magnoliopsida, Asterales, Asteraceae. The record is from the annotation of a GenBank genome assembly.
GAAAGCGACAAGGUCCCACCUUCCAAACCAAACUACAGAAUAUCUUCUUGCAAAACAACAGUACUCCAAACACCUACCUCACACACAACGCAGAGAUAUUAACAAGGAAAAGAAACUCUUGAAACCUCUCAUCCCUAACUUUUUAGGGUUUUCAAAGUCGGCAACAGAACCAAUUUGCUUUGAUCUUUGCUUUCUGGGUUUACAAUCUUGAUUGCUUCACCAGUUCAUUAAAUCCGAUAAAGAUUUUCCAAUAAUGGGUUACGAUUGCGAUUACUGUCGCGAGGCAAGAUCGAUGGUGUAUUGUCGAUCAGACGAAGCUUACUUAUGUCUAUCGUGUGAUCGGAAUAUUCAUUCCGCAAACGCAUUAUCAAAACGCCAUUCAAGAACACUCAUAUGCGAUAGAUGCAAUUCAGAACCAGCAUUCGUUAGAUGCGUCGAUGAAAAACUCUCACUUUGUCAAAAAUGUAACUUGGAGGGUCACACCGGUUCUAAUUCCGAUUCCGUUAGCCAUUGUCGGCAAACGUUAAAUUGCUACUCCGGCUGCCCAUCGGCGGUUGAACUAUCUUCCAUCUGGUCGUUCAUGUCAGACUCUCCAUCUGUUCUCGGCUCCACUUGUCAACAGGAAAUGGAGUUAAUGUCCAUCGCCGACGACAAAACCGAUCAAGUUUUAUCUUGUUCGAUUGAGCGAGACGAUUUGCAGAAAGGAAUCAACUCAAAUUACAAAAACGAUCCUGAUCCUUGUUCUACAUUCAAGAUUUCAUCUACAAAAGACGCAUUCUAUGAUGAUUUCAACAUGGAUGAAACUGAUUUAAGCAUCGAGAAAUAUGAAGUACUGUUUGGCGAUGGAUACAACGACCCAGAACAUCUAUUCGCAAACGAUGGAAUCGAUAGCUUAUUUGGAACUAAAGAAACCUCAGUCGCUGAAUCCAUGUCUCACAAUUCACAUGCUACAAAGGGAGAUGAUGUUCAUGUUCGACCCACAUGCAGUGCAGCUUCAUUUGAAUCAUUAAGAAGCUGCAAAACAGAACCAAACGUUUGUUAUAAACCACAUUCCACUAUUUCAUUUUCAAGCCUCACUGGAGAAAGCAAUGCAGGUGAUUAUCAAGAUUGUGGGGCUUCAUCUAUGCUUCUCAUGCAUGAGCCACCCUGGUGCACCCUGGCUCACGAUAGCACCACCCCUUCAGGUAUCAGAAACGAUGCGGUUCUUCGUUACAAGGAAAAAAAGAAAACCCGAAAAUUUGAGAAGACAGUGAGGUAUGCUACACGAAAGGCAAGAGCGGAUGUUAGAAAACGUGUGAAAGGGCGUUUUGUGAAAGCUGGUGAUGCGUAUGAUUAUGAUCCCAUGAGUCAAACGAGAAGCUAUUGAGAAUUUGAGACUAUAUAUAUAUAUAUAUAUAUAUAUAUAUAUAUAUAUAUAUAUAUUAUAUAUCUACACAUAUAUAUACACGUUUUUGAUCAUGUAUCUAAGGCCAUGUUUGGAAAAAAAUAAGAUAGCUUAUUGUAAUUUAGUGUUUGGUAAAAGAAUAAAAGUAGUUUAUUGUAGUUUAUAAAGUAGCUUAUAAACUAGCUUAUAAGCUAGUUUGCCAAACGGGGCCUAAGUCUUUCAAGGGAAGAAGAUUGGUUGGACCAAUCGAAGACCGAGGGAAAAAUCAAGAUUUGCCAUGAAAGAUGGGAUCUUGAUUUUUGACAUGAUCUACCAACAAAAAGGAGUAAAUUUCUGAUACCCUUUAAGAAAGGGAUGAGAUGAAGAUGCUUUGUAAUAUUACAUAGUGAUUAUCGAUGUAUUGACAUA